This is a messenger RNA of Henningerozyma blattae CBS 6284, 2331 nucleotides long. RefSeq lists its product as uncharacterized. Gene Ontology annotation, molecular function: sulfate transmembrane transporter activity. The coding region runs from base 1 to 2331 and encodes 776 amino acids. The record is from RefSeq and is a predicted model, not a curated record. The transcript has a single exon. NCBI's taxonomy places the organism in Eukaryota, Fungi, Ascomycota, Saccharomycetes, Saccharomycetales, Saccharomycetaceae. Gene Ontology annotation, cellular component: membrane. Gene Ontology annotation, biological process: transmembrane transport.
AUGGAGCCAGAUCACGAUUUAGGAUCCAAUACAAAACCAUACUCAAAUACACCUCCUGACGAUACAAUUCGGUUCUGUAAUUGUGAUCAAAAACAAAGCAUGGGAUCUCUAAAAAACAAUUCUACUUCAAUAUUCAGAGGGGCCUCUUCUGAUACUUUAAAUCAAUCAACGAUUUCUAAUAUGUUCAUUAGAAGUGAUAGCAAUGCCUUUCAUCACAAUAACGGAAAUAACACAAAUUCUGCUAUGCAUAUGGUAGACCAUCAUUCAAUCAUAGGGAACUCUAUUCAAUUAGGCCCUCCAACUUGGAUUGAAUUAAUUAGAUACUAUUUGCCCUGCUUGUAUUGGCUACCAAAUUAUACAAGAACCAUCCUUGUUGGAGAUUUAAUGGCAGGAAUAACAAUUGCCUCAUUUCAAAUACCAUUAGCAUUAUCAUAUGCUACAUCUAUAGCUCAUGUUGAUCCAUUAUCAGGUCUAUAUGCCUUAGCUGUUUCACCAUUUUUUUAUGCUAUUUUUGGAUCCACACCUCAAAUGAUUGUAGGCCCAGAGGGUGCUAUUUCAUUAGUCAUUGGUCAAUGUGUCCAAUCAUGCAAAAAACACAAUCCAGAUUUAGACCCUAUUUUAAUCGUAAUAGCCGUCACUUUAAUAUCGGGUACGAUUUUAUUAAUUUCUGGUAUUUUCCGUUUGGGAUAUUUGGGGAAUAUAUUAAAUAAAGCAUUACUACAUGGAUUUAUUGGUUCUGUUGGUUUCGUAAUGAUUAUUGAUUCAUUGAUUAAUGAAUUAAAAUUGGGGGAUAUUUUAGCCGAUACCCCAGAGCAUUAUAAUACACCAUUCCUUAAAAUCGUAUUUCUUUGGAAAUAUGCUUUCCAAAACUUUCAUGUGCCAACGACAUUAAUCAGCUUUAUUAGUAUAAUUAUAUUAUUAAUAGUUAGAGCUUUCAAAAAAGUAUUAAUGCACAGGCAUAGAUGGCUGAUUUUUAUUCCGGAAAUAUUAAUCGUUCUAACAACAGUCUUAAUCUUAUCGUAUAAAUUAGAUUUUGCUGAUACUUAUGAUAUAGAUAUCUUAGGUGAUUUUAAAUCAAAUGAAAAUUCUAUUUUCCAUAAUCCACUGUCCAACAAGAAUAGAGGUUUAAUCCAUGUUGUUUUCAAUAUUGGCAUUAUAACAGCAAUUUUUGGUUUCUUCGAAUCAACUACUGCUUCAAAGGCAUUAGGUGCUUCUUCUGAAAGAUCUGUAUCUUCAAAUAGAGAACUAGUAGCACUAGGAUUAUCGAAUAUAGUUAUUUCCACGUUAGGUGCUUUACCUUCAUUUGGUGGAUAUGGUAGAUCUAAAAUAAAUGCUCUAUCGGGUGGUAAAACUUUAUUAUCAGGGGUAUUCAUGGGGCUUACUACUAUUUUAGCUAUAUUAUUUUUAAUGCCUGUCAUUCAUUAUAUUCCUGUUUGUAUUCUUUCAGUUAUUACUACAGUAAUAGGUUUUACGUUAUUAGAAGAAAUCCCAAAGGAAGUUUCUUUUCAUUGGAGAUGUCGUGGCUAUAAUGAAUUAUUUUUAAUUGUAUUAACCUUUAUGACUUCUAUAUUUUAUUCAGUGGAGACAAGUAUGUAUAUUGGUUGUGUUUAUUCCAUUUUGAAUAUUAUUAAACAUUCUGCCAAAUCAAGAAUUCAAAUUUACACUGAUGCCCCACUAAUUACUAGUAUCAGUAACCCUCCUUCAAUUGACAAUUCCAAUAUUAAUAGUAAUAAUAACAUAAAGAGCACUCGGUCCAGCGACUAUCGUCCGGAGUCCAGAAGAAAUUCUGCAGAUGAAUGCUUCCGUUGUUCAUUAACUAAUGAACAGACUUUAAUUGUUAAAAUACCUGAACCAUUAACGUUUACAAAUUGUGAAGAUUUAAAAGAAAAGUUAAAUAGAUUUGAAAGAUUAGGAACACAUACUGCUCAUCCCGGUAAAAUUUUGAAAGAUACCCUUUUUCAACCGAAAUAUAUUAUAUUUGAUCUUCAAGGAAUGACAUUGAUGGAUUCGUCUGCAACUGAAAUUUUAAAAGAAAUAGUAUUGUCUUAUAGACGAUCAGGAAGCCACAUUUUUUUUGUAAAUGUUUCAUUUAGAGAAAAUAUCAGAAAUCGUAUACAAGCUUCUGGCAUAAUUGACUUAAUUGAAUUACCUCCAGUUCCACCAAUAGAUCCAAACAAUGAAAGUUCAUCCUAUGCUGAUCUUGAUGAUUUAAAUUAUUUCUCAUCUAUUGAUGAUGCCCUUAUAGAAAUUAGAAAACUAAAGCAGACUGAUUCCAUGAGUAUUCAAGAAAGUUACAUCUCUGCAACGCUACUGAAUUCCAACCUGGUAUGA